This is a messenger RNA of Prosopis cineraria, 2517 nucleotides long. RefSeq lists its product as uncharacterized. Gene Ontology annotation, biological process: N-terminal peptidyl-methionine acetylation. The coding region runs from base 145 to 2319 and encodes 724 amino acids. The transcript has 16 exons. Gene Ontology annotation, cellular component: NatC complex. NCBI's taxonomy places the organism in Eukaryota, Viridiplantae, Streptophyta, Magnoliopsida, Fabales, Fabaceae. The record is from RefSeq and is a predicted model, not a curated record.
CUCUGCUAUGUCCGCACCACUCUACUUGGCGACCCAAGCCUGAAAGAGAGGUCUGUGUUACACUGACAAGACCUCGAAAACGUAGUUGGCGGAUAACAGAAUAACCUCGGGAGAAGCUUCGACGUAUGGCUCAGAAGCCUACAGAUGAAGCAGCCUUCGGUGUUGCCAUGCCUGGUCGCACCUCCAUUCCCUCCGGCGAAGACUCUGUUUGGGCCGAUGUGUCGCCCCUCCUUCAAGCUGCUUGCCAAGUUGGCUACAGAUCUUCAGGAGGGAGAGCUGAUUCGUGGAGAUAAUUUCAAUCUGUUUGCUGCAAUGUCAGCGUUAGAGAUAAUGGACCCAAAGAUGGAUUCAGGCAUUGUUUGUCGAUAUUACUCUCUUGAGGAAGCCAUUGAGAAUGGUGCUGCUCCAGUUCCUCUAAGUGUUGAUAAAACAACUGAUAUACGAUGUACAAUUGACAUUAUGGACCAUCUUCUAGCAUGUGAGGCAACAUGGCACAAGGGUCAUUCACUGGCACAAACCGUUUAUUCUUGCCUCUAUCUCCUACAGCCUGACAGAACAUCAUCACAUGCCCUUUUGCACUCGUACUGUAGAAUCAUACGGGCAACCUGCAAAGCAGUUCUUUCUGUUGUCUCAGAUGCGCGCACACAUGAAGAAGAGGAUCUAUUUACUAUGGCAUAUGGCCUUCCUUUGAGUGUGGAUGGAGAUGAUAAGUGUUUAGCAAUGCUAAAUGCUGUUGAGGAAACAAUAUCACGCCAGCUGCGUGCAUGUAAAUCAUCAUCUAAACGAAGAGUAUUAGAAGUUGCAGAUAUAGAGCCUCUUCAAAGUAAUCCUGAUCUAGAAGAAGGGUACUGCAAAGCACUGUUAUGCCGAUUACGUUUUCGUAAGCAUUUGUACCAUCUUUUGAUGUCUAUCAGACGGCCGCAAGGGAGAGGUCUGGAGUUGGCAAGAAAACACAUAGUUUCAUGCAUUUCAGAGCUUGAUUGCAUUCUAAAAUCUUCAGAGUUUCUCAAAGCUAGUGCUCAGGGAGUCUGUGAACAAAACAUAGAAGAGACAACUGCAUCUGGUUGUCAAGCAAUUGGAUUUGAUGCUAGUCUAAAUUGCAGAUCAUCAGCCCCAACUCCUCCCCGAUCUAUUAAAAUUCUCAGUUGGAAAAAGGCUGUUCAGUAUUUUGUGAAACUUCUUCAAGAUUUAGACAUUAUAUGUUCUUGCUCCUUGGAUCCAUCAUUGGAGGCUGCUUUGCACUUUAUGGUUAAAUUUCAGAAGUCUCAUCCUGAUUUGGUUGCUAGAUCUCAUCUUCAGCUUCUUCUGGUCCAAGAUGGGAAGCUCUACGGACGGAUUCCCAUGUUUGCUCUGAUCACUAGAGCUGCUGGAUUACCUGAAGUCACCAAGGAUCAUGACAUUCAAAAGAAUGAAUUCUUGGUACAGCUUGGCCAGUUAGUAAUUAAUUUGCUCAAAAUCCUAUGUACCAAUGCUGCAUGGCAAAGACGUAAACUAGGGAAAAUGUUACAAGACUGGCGCGUCAUCUAUGUUCAGCUGGAGCUCGCUUUUAAAAAGGAGUUUGGAGAAGCCUCAAACCCUUACAAUGAUGAGUCAUGCUUCAAAAUAUUCCAACAGAUCCUCAUGUGGGUUGAAGAGCAAACUUAUUGGAUAGCUUAUCGUUUUCUUAUUUUGGGUUUUGAAUUGGAACUUUACUCCGUACAUGAUUAUUGCAUGGUAUACUGGUACAUAUAUACAAUUUUGAUCAAGCUUGCAGAGAAGACGCAUCUCAGAAUCGUAAUGAAUAGUGGCACUGCCAAAAAGAAAGCAAAGAAGAAAAAGGAUUCUUUUAAGGAUGUAGGAAGAGAUUUUCAGAUGCCAGGAGCUGUCUUGUUUCUUCAGAGCCAAAUAUAUCUAGCUGAAGGAUUAUGCAUGAUGUUUGCCGCCUUGAAGAAUGAGCACAUUAUAAGAGCCCCGCAGAGCCCUUUCAAUACAGAGCAUGAGAUAUUCAUUCAGCAAUUUGAGCUGCUACGCAAAGCUUGUCUCCCUGAUCACAUCUCUUACAGAUCCUUUAAGGAAUCAACAACGCAUGCCAAUUUCUCCAGCCUAGUCAUGUGUGAUUACUUCAAGGAAGCCCAGAAAAUUGCGAAAGAUGCCAAGAGUUGUUUUGCCAAUGACCCCGACAAGAUGAGUGAGCUGCGUCGAGUAGAACAAGUAGCAGAGCAUAAUAGUGUCGCUUUAAACCUCAUUUGCAGGGUAGGAGCCAUUGAUCCAUCACUCGAGGUUUCUUUUGAGUUCAAUCACCAUCCAUUUUUUGCUACAGCUAUUGUGAAGAGAUCUUGAUGAACGAGAGAGUGGGAGAGAGAUGCCACCAAUUUUGAAAUACAUUACUGAGUGUUAGGAGCCAGUGAGUUUUAAUGUUCAUUUUAGCUCUUGUAUCAGUAAUGUUCUUUCGAUCAAAUUUUGUGGUUCACUUAUGAUAUUGAAAUUGUAAUAUUUUUUUGAUGGAGAAAUAAAUAAAUUAGUUUUAUAGACUUUCUA